Messenger RNA from Adineta ricciae, 1656 nucleotides. Lineage: Eukaryota; Metazoa; Rotifera; Eurotatoria; Adinetida; Adinetidae. The record is from the annotation of a GenBank genome assembly.
AUGUUACCCACAAUCAUCGUGUUUUACUUCGCUAUUCCGACAACAUCAUUUGGACAAAAUCCCAGUCAACUGAUGCUAUCUCAAAUGAACGAUAUUCAAUAUGACUGUUCUCUCCCAUCUUGUUCUCUGCCGACCAUACUUACUGCAUCAAGUCUGAUCAACUGUCAAAUCUUUUGUUUGAAAAGUUCAGAUUGUCGGACUUUGACGUUCGACCAGUUAAGCAAUCAAUGUCUAGUAUUUUCUAAUCAUCCCAGUCACGAUGGAAGUUUGACAACGCAAAUAGGAAGUAUAACAAUGAUUGCUAUUGACCAACGAGCAGUAAUCGCAUCGACAGCAACGUCCUCAACAUCAUCGACGUCUUCAACAGCAACUACCAGCACUACUUCAACAACAGCACUUUAUUAUGUGCCAACAAGUCUAUGGAGAUUUGAUAACACUACUCUCGACAGUUUAUCAAACUUGAAUGGUGUAGGUGUCAAUUCACCCGCUUUUAAAGUACCAGGUAUCAAUGGAAGAGCUGCAUUAAGCCUCACGCGCAGCCAAAAUCAAUAUGUGACAAUAUCAACGUAUCAAAAUUUUACCUAUACCAGUUUCACGAUCGAAAUGUGGAUCUAUAUCAACUCCUUGAGUGGUGGUAAUACUUUUGGACUUUUUUCUCAACGUGAAAAUGCAACAACUAAUCACCUACUAAUCUCAUUCAUUUGGAAUAAUCAUUUGGCAUUGAGCUUUUACAGUAAUGAUGUUAUAGGUUCUACUACAUUAUCACUGUAUGCUUGGUAUCAUGCAACUCUUGUGUAUGAUUAUCCAUCACGAACACAAGCUGUUUACUUAAAUGGAUACCAAGAUGGUAUUCAUACAUCAGCUGAUCCAUAUUUAGGUACAGUCGGCGCAAUAACUAUUGGAAUGUUUAAUGAUUCUACAAACGCAGUUCAAGCUUUCGAUGGAUACAUUGAUGAAGUCUCGCUUACGAUGAGAUCGAAAAAUGCGACAGAAAUUCUCAAUGAUGCCACGUUAACAACAUAUCAUUCAUUUGAUAGCAUCCCGUUCGUCGACUCAGGACCACUUGCUUUGGGUGUCAUCGCUUCGGGUGUCAAUCUAGUAACUGGUAGAGUCAAUCAAUCAUUAAAUUUCACAACAAAUUCGUCGUAUUAUCAAGUUAGUGGAUUUGUUUUACUUGGAGUUUCGAAUCAACCGUUUUCAUUUGCACUCUGGACUAAACGAACAACAACAGCAGGUGGUGCAACUCUUGUUCAUAUGUCCACACUAAUGAACGGAACAGGUUGGUGUGUUGAUUGGCUUGGGUUUUCUUCUUCAGGCCAAAUAGUUGCUACUGGUUGGAAUUCCAUGGGCUAUCAAGUCGUAGGUCCCGUUUUUUCGACAAAUGUUUGGACGCAUGUUGUUAGCACUUAUUCACCAACGAAUGGCCUUCGAUUAUAUGUGAAUGGUACGCUGAUGGGCACAGCAGACACACGCACUUACAAUGCAUCAGAACAAGUCAAUAUUCUGACACUGGGUAAUCCACUGAAAGGUCUAAACGGAACUAGUUGUAAUUCAAUGGCCAUCGUAACUACACCGUAUAUCGGAUAUCUGGAUGAGUUUUAUGUUUAUUCGAGAGAAUUGAGUGGUGCAGAUGUUCUUGCGUUGGCUAAUCCUUAA